This is a messenger RNA of Symbiodinium sp. CCMP2456, 248 nucleotides long. Lineage: Eukaryota; Dinophyceae; Suessiales; Symbiodiniaceae. The record is from the annotation of a GenBank genome assembly.
GUGCUCUUCGCGACCCCCGACAAGAUUCUUGAGGGAACCGGCGGGGCUCCGGAUGAGCUGGAGCAGUUGAGGGCGGAACUCGCCCUUGUCAAAGCCAAGAAUGCCGAGCUCGAGGAAGCCCUGAAGGGUGUCAUUUCAGGUGGUUCGGAAAGCCGCGAACCAGAGGAUUCUGAGGAGGAGGGAGAAGAGCUUUCCAAGGAAGCUCAACGUAAGAAGCUGUGGCGCAUGUGCAAGAAGGAUGCACUGGG